UUGUAAACAGUAGAAUGGUCAGAGAGACAAAUAGCUGAAAGAAGAAAAAAACAGUGUUGGCAGAGAGAAGGGAAGAGAUGGGUGAGACAAGGCCAGUGCCAAGGAGAGAGAGCCCAUGGGGAAUGCCAGAAGGGGAGCAUCGGCAACCUAAGGCUCAUCGUUGCAACGAUCGAGCUGAAGAUGUUAUCCAAGCUUGUUUUGAGGGGAACCCAUUUAAGACCGUUCCAGGACCUUUUAAGCUCUUUUGGCAGUGCAUGCGUUCUAAACCUGGGGAGGAACCAACAGAGCCAUACACCUAUUUGCAGCUGGAUCCCCCAAAGAGGGAGGUGGAGCUUGAAUGAAAUGCCCUUUUUUGCACUUUCUUUUAGAUUUUGAUCGUUGCUGUUACUGGAUGACACUUUUCGUAUCAGUCAUCUACGAGAAAGGUAGAUGUUCUGAAUGUCACUGAUAUAAGGCUCUCUUGGCAAUAAGUAGGAGUGUGUGAACAAAGAUUUUUAGAAGUAUUGCAGUGACUAUUAUCUAUUCAAAUGCUGGUUUUCUCUCAUUUGCAAUACACAGUUAUUUAUUCUUUGUUGAAUGGUAUUGUCCUUUUACUGGAAAA
Molecule: messenger RNA, 601 nt
Organism: Gossypium raimondii (Peruvian cotton)
Lineage: Eukaryota; Viridiplantae; Streptophyta; Magnoliopsida; Malvales; Malvaceae
Exons: 3
Coding region: 78-341 (87 amino acids)
Source: RefSeq, a predicted model, not a curated record